Vanessa tameamea is the source of this 1986-nucleotide messenger RNA. RefSeq names its product eukaryotic translation initiation factor 2 subunit 3-like (gene Eif2g). The record is from RefSeq and is a predicted model, not a curated record. Gene Ontology annotation, cellular component: nucleus; cytosol; eukaryotic translation initiation factor 2 complex. Gene Ontology annotation, molecular function: tRNA binding; GTP binding; protein binding. The coding region runs from base 180 to 1961 and encodes 593 amino acids. NCBI's taxonomy places the organism in Eukaryota, Metazoa, Arthropoda, Insecta, Lepidoptera, Nymphalidae. The transcript has 3 exons. Gene Ontology annotation, biological process: formation of translation preinitiation complex.
AUUACAUUAUAUUUUUCAGCGUGCGCGGCAAGGCAAGGGGCUAUGGCCACGCAAUAACUCGAAACAAUCACGAAAUUGUUUGAAUUAACAUUUAAGACGCUGCAGUCUAUGUUUAAAAUAAGUUAAUUGAAUGCUGAAUAUAUAGUAUACUUUUACAAGUGCUUAUAAUUUAAACCAAUAUGACUUCGAAUGAAGGCCGAGCUCAGUCAAACUUGCAUCAGCAAGAUUUGUCAAAAUUAGACGUCACAAAGCUUUCUGCUUUAUCCCCUGAAGUAAUAUCCAGACAAGCCACUAUUAACAUUGGUACUAUUGGCCAUGUAGCCCAUGGCAAAUCAACUGUGGUAAAAGCAAUUUCUGGUGUGCAGACUGUCAGAUUCAAGAAUGAGUUGGAACGAAAUAUUACUAUUAAAUUAGAGCGCCUGACCGAGUCAGUUAUAAGAAUGUUUCAUGAAAGAGCUGAUGAAAGAGAUGAACAUAUUUUUUUUGGAAAGUUUAGAAAGGGGAAAAAGAGACCUCUGCCUUUAGACACUGAAACAAUAACAGAAAAGCCUCCAAACAAGAAACAAAAAAGACAUAAACAACAACCAGAAGAGUUCAUCAUAGAAAAAAUUCUUGAUUUCAAAUAUGCAUCGGGUAAAGAAAGCUUUUACAUUAAAUGGAAAGGUUGGAGUGACAGUGAAAACACUUGGGAACCAAUUGAGAAUUUAGAUAAUUGUCCGGAUGUUUUAAAACAAUUUUUGGUUAAUGAAGAGUUAAAAAAUUGUAAAAAAAUUGAAAAACUUAAAGAAGAAUUAUCUUUUGACAAUUUACUUAACGAUGAAAAUCUUAUUAAAAGGCUCGAUGAAUUUGAAGAGUCUGAUCUCAUUACAUUAAAAGAGAACCUAAUAUUAAAGUUACUUUCAAUGAUAUAUUUGGAUGAGACAAAUGAACUUUAUGCAUGUGACCUUGUUCAAGAAACAAGAAAUAUUUUACAAUUAUACAUUAUGUGUAGAAAACGCUGUCGUCAGCUAAUGGCCCUCAAAGAUUGGGAAGAAUAUUUAAAUCAAGUUGAUAAAUGUAAAAAAUUAGCAGUAGAAAAUGAUGUUGAUUUAACUGGCCCACCAGAAAAUUUUACAUAUAUAAAUGAAUCAAUACCUGGAGCUGGUGUUGUCAUUCCCAAUGAACCACCUAUUGGUUGUGAAUGUGAAGCUUGUAACUGUCGGUCCAAAUCCUGUUGUGGAAUGCAAGCCGGUUUAUUUGCUUACACAGUUAAUAGAAGACUUCGAGUAGCCACAGGUACACCAGUAUAUGAAUGUAACAAGGCAUGCAAAUGUUCUCCAGAUUGUAAUAAUCGUGUAGUUCAACGAGGACGAAAUUUUAAACUGACUAUAUUUAAAACAGCUAAUGGAUGUGGAUGGGGAGUAAGAUCUGAUCAGAAGAUUAAGCAGGGACAGUUUUUAUGCCAAUAUGUCGGGGAAGUUAUUACAUUUGAAGAAGCGGAGAAACGUGGACGGGAGUAUGACGCUAAUGGCUUAACUUAUCUGUUUGAUUUAGAUUUCAAUUCAGUGGAAAACCCAUAUGUUGUGGAUGCAUGUAAUUUAGGUAAUGUAUCACAUUUUAUAAAUCAUUCAUGUGAUCCAAACCUAGCUGUGUGGGCUGUUUGGGCAGAUUGCCUAGAUCCAAACUUACCAAUGUUAGCAUUAUUUGCUACAAGAGACAUUGAAGCAGGGGAAGAGAUAUGCUUUGACUACUUACAAAAGUCUUCUGAAAGUGAAGAAGAUAUGGAAACUCCUGCUUUUCGUAUGGAAGAUAUAGAAGAAGAUGAUACUUGUAUACCCAAUGCUUCCGAAGCGAAUACUACUAUUUCUCCAGUUUCACCUGUUAAGACUAGAUUUGAAAUGCAACAACAAAAUAUGGCAUUGCUCAGAAAUCGUACUGAAUGUAAAUGUGGGGCUUUAAAGUGUAGAAAAUAUUUAUUCUGAUUAAUAAUCAAUACUAAUCACAGUU